CAGAUCGACAAUGCAGGCAUCCCUCACAGGUAUGCAGGGAGCAUACGGAGUACAACCCCACACAGCUGUAUCCAGGUGAGUUCGGAAUUCUCCCUCCGCCUGGAGUAUUUCUACAGCAACUCUCCCCUCAGGACCCCUCCAGAGACAGCCAACAGCUUCUUGAAACACUACACACUACACGCUGCAGAGCAUUCACCACUCAACCACCAUGGGCUCCACCACACAACGAACGGCCGUCCCAAACCGGCUCUUCCACAUCGAUUCACCCGACCUGGAAGACUUCAAGCAAAUCUGCUGUCAGACCACCAGCCCGGCCACCUACCAGCUUGCCUCCACCGUCGAGAGGAACAUCCCCAUCUACGAAGCCACCGCCCUCAACCAUCUCGACCCCUCGCUCACACCUCGCCUCCAAUCAGAAUGGCAUCACAUCCUUGAAUCCGGCCCCGGCAUCUUCGUCCUAAAGGGCAUGUACCACCCAGCCACCUACGCCGACACCCUAGCAGCCACCAACGCAGCCUUCCAACAGAUCAUCGACCAGGAACGCCAAUCCCCACUCGGCCCCAAGGGCGACCACUUCGCCGCGAGCGGCAAAAACGACCGUAUCUGGAACUCCUUCGGCAAACACGCCCUAGUCGACCCGUCCUCCUUCAUCACCUACUACUCCAACCCGUGGCUCCGCCUCGUGAGCGAAUCCUGGCUCGGCCCCGCCUAUCGCGUCACCGCCCAGGUCAACAUCGUCCGCCCCGGCGGCGCCGCGCAAGAAAGCCACCGCGACUACCAUCUCGGCUUCCAGGAACUCGACCGCUGCGCCGCCUUCCCCCGCAGUAUCCAGCUCGCCAGCCAGUAUCUCACCCUGCAGGGCGCCGUCGCCCACAGUGACAUGCCACUGGAGAGCGGACCGACCCGCUUCCUUCCCUUCAGCCAGACCUACCAGCCCGGGUACCUGGCCUGGCGGAGGAGCGAGUUCCGCGCGUUCUUCCAGGAGAAUUAUGUGGCGUUGCCGCUGGAGUUGGGUGACGGGGUGUUUUUCAAUCCCGCCGUGUUCCAUGCGGCCGGGGCGAAUGUCAUGAGUGAUGAGGGUGGGUUGCAGAGGAAGGCCAAUCUGUUGCAGAUCGGGUGCGCGUUGGGAAAGACCAUGGAGGUGGUUGAUACCGUGCCGGUGGUGGAGAGGUGCUGGGGGGAGGUCUGUGAGCGGUAUCGGAAGGAUGGUGGGUUGAGCAGGGAGCUGGAUGACUUUGUCUGUGCCGUUGCGGACGGGUAUCCGUUCCCCACGGACUUGGAUAGAAGACCGCCCGCACCGAGCGGGAUGGCGCCGGAGAGUGAGCAGCAACUGAUCGUGAGGGGGUUGCGGGAGGGGUGGGGGACGGAGAAGAUCGUGGAGGAGCUGAGGGGUGUGUAGUUCUCGAAGGGGCCAAGACAAGAGAACACAAAGGUGACAUUCCAAGUCCCUUCACACGUAUCUUAGCAGGGUGAUCUGUAACAGCCAUCGCUGCCG
Molecule: messenger RNA, 1495 nt
Organism: Aspergillus heteromorphus CBS 117.55
Lineage: Eukaryota; Fungi; Ascomycota; Eurotiomycetes; Eurotiales; Aspergillaceae
Product: phytanoyl-CoA dioxygenase family protein
Exons: 1
Coding region: 209-1399 (396 amino acids)
Biological process (GO): fatty acid alpha-oxidation
Molecular function (GO): phytanoyl-CoA dioxygenase activity
Source: RefSeq, a predicted model, not a curated record